GAUUAUGUGCAGGUCUGUGGCACGCGCUCUUUACUAUCCUCGCGGUGAGCGCGCGCGGUGUGCCAUAAGUAAUUGAAACGAUGAGCGGACGAUAUCAGACUAAAAUCUUACCUGACACGUCUCGAGAAAAGCAGCAAAUAGUGGAUUUUACGGGGAAAUGUGAUAAUAUGCUUUUUUGAGCGGAUUUUACGAGGAAAGUGUUUCUUGACGCGGGCGAUGGGAGGUGAAUGGAACUUGACGAUGAGCGGCACGCGCUACUGUCUCCUAAAUCAAGUUUUUAUGUUUUACCUGUUUUGAUUACAGAGCCAUGGAAAUUCGCAAAAGACUGUUAAUUUUCCUUUUUUACUUGAUGUCAAAGUUUUACCAUAGUGACCAGCAAGUCAUAAGAAUCGGGGGCAUCUUUGAAACGCGGGAAAAUGAACCUGUGAGUAUGGAUGAACUCACCUUUAAAUUUGCUGUAACUAGUAUUAACCGAAACAGAACCUUGAUGCCAAACACCACGUUGACCUACGACAUCCAGAGAGUAAACCUCUUUGACAGUUUCGAGGCCUCCAGAAGAGUAUGUGAUCAGUUGGCCCUGGGGGUGGCAGCAGUCUUCGGCCCCUCUCACAGCUCUUCAGUCAGUGCCGUCCAAUCAAUUUGCAAUGCCCUGGAGGUCCCGCACAUCCAGACACGCUGGAAACACCCAUCUGUGGACAAUAAAGACAAUUUCUACAUUAACCUCUACCCUGAGUACACCUCCAUAAGCAGAGCUAUUCUGGACAUUGUCAUUUUCUACAAAUGGAAGUGUGUCACUGUGGUCUAUGAGGAUAGCACAGGAUUAAUGCGCAUGCAGGAACUGAUAAAAGCUCCAUCCAAAAACAACCUGAAGAUCCGUAUUCGCCAGCUGCCUUCUGAUGGAAGCGACAGCCGCCCCCUGCUUAAGGAGAUGAAGAAAGAAAAAGAGUUUUACAUUAUCUUCGACUGCUCCUACCAAGUAGCCGCCGAGCUUCUCAAACAGCUGAUGUCGAUGGGUAUGAUGACGGAGUAUUAUCAUUUCUUCUUCACAACUCUUGAUCUGUUUGCUUUGGAUCUCGAGCCGUACCGCUACAGUGGAGUCAACAUGACGGCCUUCCGCCUUCUGAAUCUAGAUGAUCCGUAUGUGGCUUCCGUGAUCCAGAAGUGGUCCAUGGAUCGUCAGCUUUCCCCGCCCAGACCUGAGAGUGGACUGAUGAGCGGCAUUAUGACUACAGAGGCUGCGUUAAUGUAUGACGCCGUGUUCAUGGUUGCUGUGGCAUCUCAGCGGGCCACACAGAUGACGGUGAGCUCACUGCAGUGCCACAGACACAAACCCUGGAGGUACGGCCCACGCUUCAUGAACUUGUUUAAAGAGGCGCAGUGGGAUGGUUUGACUGGUCGAAUAGUUCUUAACAAGACUGAUGGUCUACGGAAAGACUUUAACUUAGACCUCAUCAGUCUCAAAGAGGACGGCACUGCUAAGCAUUUGGCCGAUGGUGUGUCACGACCUACUAAAUUAUGGACAAAGAUUGGAGAAUGGAACUCUAUCUCGGGGCUCAACCUGACUGAGAGAAUAGACAACAACAUUACAGAUUCCCUGGCUAACAGAACCCUUAUAGUCACCACAAUAUUGGAAAACCCUUAUGUUAUGUAUAAGAAGUCUGACAAGGUGUUGUACGGGAAUGAUCGGUUUGAAGGCUACUGUCUGGAUCUGCUUAAGGAGCUCUCCAACAUCCUGGGAUUCACCUAUGAGGUGAAGCUGGUAUCUGAUGGGAAAUACGGUGCUCAGAAUGAUAAAGGAGAAUGGAACGGCAUGGUUCGGGAACUCAUAGACCACAUAGCUGACCUGGCUGUGGCUCCAUUGACCAUCACUUAUGUUCGAGAGAAAGUUAUUGACUUCUCCAAACCCUUCAUGACCCUGGGCAUCAGCAUACUCUACCACAAACCAAAUGGCACCAACCCAGGGGUAUUCUCCUUUCUCAAUCCCCUCACCCCGGACAUCUGGAUGUACGUGCUGCUUGCCUGUCUUGGAGUGAGCUGUGUGCUCUUUGUAAUAGCCAGGUUUACACCAUAUGAAUGGUACAACCCUCACUCCUGCAACCCCUCCUCUGACGUGGUUGAAAACAACUUCACACUGUUGAAUAGUUUAUGGUUUGGAGUCGCGGCUCUCAUGCGUCAAGGAUCUGAGCUGAUGCCCAAAGCCCUGUCCACCAGAAUUGUGGGAGGGAUUUGGUGGUUCUUCACUUUAAUCAUCAUAUCUUCCUACACGGCCAACCUGGCUGCUUUCCUCACAGUGGAGAGAAUGGACUCCCCAAUCGAUUCCGCUGACGAUUUGGCCAAGCAGACUAGAAUUGAAUAUGGAACCGUGAGAGAUGGAUCUACAAUGACCUUCUUUAAGAAAUCAAAAAUUUCAACGUAUGAGAAGAUGUGGGCAUUUAUGAGCAGUAGGAAGAACACUGCACUGGUGAAGAAUAACAAAGAAGGCAUUACAAGAGUGCUGACCGCUGACUAUGCCCUCCUCAUGGAGUCCACCAGCAUAGAGUACAUCACCCAGAGAAACUGCAACCUCACUCAGGUCGGAGGCUUAAUAGACUCUAAGGGCUAUGGAGUCGGCACUCCAAUAGGCUCUCCCUAUCGAGACAGGGUGACCAUUGCCAUCUUGCAACUACAGGAAGAGGGAAAGCUGCACAUGAUGAAGGAAAAAUGGUGGCGAGGUAACGGAUGCCCUGAAGAGGACAAUAAAGAGGCCAAUGCCCUGGGCGUGGAGAACAUCGGAGGUAUCUUCAUCGUGCUAGCCGCUGGUCUUGUCCUGUCUGUCUUCGUGGCCAUUGGAGAGUUCAUCUACAAGUCACGCCAAAACAGUGAUAUUGAAGAGGCCUUCUGUUUCUUUUACGGCGUCCAAUCCCGGGAGCUACAAAGAAGCGAUUCCAUCUCUUCCGCUGGUACCUCCUUAUCAACAGAUUUAGAGAGCGGGCGUCUCCUUGGGGAUGACAUGUGUUCUUCACAUUAACAACACACUUGCUGUGAUGGAAGUCCUGGGUGUAUCCCUCAGAUGCCACAGGGCACUGAGGAAGAGAAGCAGACACAGAGGAAGAUCGGGCCUGUCUGGAGUCUUAUGUAACCCCAAAUGCAUCCAGAGAAAGGAAAC
Xyrauchen texanus (razorback sucker) is the source of this 3145-nucleotide messenger RNA. RefSeq names its product glutamate receptor ionotropic, kainate 1-like. The transcript is spliced from 18 exons. Gene Ontology annotation, biological process: modulation of chemical synaptic transmission; synaptic transmission, glutamatergic; monoatomic ion transport. The coding region runs from base 308 to 3007 and encodes 899 amino acids. Lineage: Eukaryota; Metazoa; Chordata; Actinopteri; Cypriniformes; Catostomidae. The record is from RefSeq and is a predicted model, not a curated record. Gene Ontology annotation, molecular function: kainate selective glutamate receptor activity; transmitter-gated monoatomic ion channel activity involved in regulation of postsynaptic membrane potential. Gene Ontology annotation, cellular component: postsynaptic membrane; presynaptic membrane; plasma membrane.